CCAAUAUUUUGGAAUUUGGUGACCUAUUUUUCUUUCUAGGUGCCUAAUUCUUAGUUAUUAUACUGCUAAAGCUGAAGAAAUCUAAAAUAUCGUAGUUUUUGAAACAAAUUAAAAUGUAGGCGUCUGAUAUGUUAUCAGUAUUUGACUCUUUCCGAAUGCGUAACAUUCCAAAAUUUGUGUACGUUCUUUUCUUUAAAUUUCUUUUAGAGCUGUAAUCAGCUCGUGAAACCAUUUAUAAUGGCAUGCGCUACAGCAGAUAUGCAGGAUAGAGUGAAAUUGUAUAAAUUCACUAAGAUUUUGACUUUGAAAGUGGCGCAGAUUGUAGUGCAAAGUAGACAAGGGAAAAAAAUAGGCCAUAAUAUUAUAAAAGGCCACGAAGAGGGCCGGCCGGGGUCUCCUCACAGUUUGCAAUGGUUCAACUUAUCCAUACCGGAUGUGCCGGAAGUGAACAGUGACACUAAACGAGUUCUAAAUGGCGAAGUGCUAGAAGCACUCAGCAAUGUUCUUUGUAUCGAGAUAGUGCUGAGAACAAAUGACGGAGAUGAGAUGGUACUAGAAGUCUGGACAGUUAGACUCACUCCAAGCUCCACUUGUGACAGCAUCUCUUCAGUCUCAAAUAUCUACUAUCGUAUGAGCAUCAUGCUGAAAUCUACAUUGAGCAUAUCACGGAUAACACCAGCAUACAAACUUUCAAGAUUACAAAAUAGAGAUUCAUAUCAAAUAUCUUAUAAAAUUUACGGUGGUCUACCAGACCUAGACUUUUUAGGCGAAAACCGUAAAUCUAUAAAAGUGAGUGAAGUCAGCACACCAAUUGGAACUAUCCAGAUAGAGGUGGCCUAUCGGACAAAAAUGAACAUACUUCCAGAGGACCAUAAGCCUAUGGAGAAGAAUGUUUUACAGACCAGCGACAACAUAAUGAUAAAGAGCGAUCAUUUUCCAAAAGAAAGUCCAAGGAAAAAGUUGAAUGAAAAGAAGGAAUUAGACUUAUCGAGGCCAUUAACAGCUGGAGCUUUUGUGGAUACAAUCAAACUUCAAGAACUACAUGAUGCGCUGAGUCAACAGAUUCCUCCUGAGCCACCCAUGGUGUGGCUUCUUGCUGAAAAGGACAAGAUGGAGAAAAAAAUGAAGCUCUUAUCAAUGGAGGAUACAAGCGAGGCGGGUAAAGUCGACGAAGCCUGUUGCUCUACGGCACCAAGCCGAGCCAUAGACGUCCCUAAGCCGAAUGACCUCAACAAAUACGGAAGCCUCAUGGAAUUUCCGUUCGCUGACGGCAGCCCUAUCGCCGAACUGGCGAACUUCUACCGCGAGUGUAUGCAGGCUCGUUCGGCAUCUAGCGGCGACUCCUGGGCGAGUGUAGCCCCACCGGUGGAUAGGGCUUCGGUCGCGGCGCAGCUGCGGAUGUGCGAGGAGGCAGUUCCCGAGUUCGACAGCCUCGUGGCGGCCCUGUAUGGCGAGGGCGAUCCAGACGACCGCUGAACCGUUUAAACCUUUUAAGCCAGAUUUUAUCUCAAGCUUCGAUAGAUCCACACUACCGAGCAGUCGGGACGUAUUGGGGCCAGGCGAAUGCGCUAUACAGUUUUGUACAUUUUAUAUAGUAGCUACCUACUAUAGGUCCCUAUUCGCUUAAAUCUUCUGAAAUCUACUUAAAUUUUCCCCAUACGUACGUUCGACAUCCUAACCAAGAAUUAGGCUAUUCGGGAUUUUUGUGAUUUUUGACACUGCCAUUACGCUCAUUUACGUUUGUGCUAUUAUAUAGGCAGUCUUUUCAUUACAUUUUAGUGUAAGUACUACAAGUAUGUUAAAAUAAAU
Molecule: messenger RNA, 1809 nt
Organism: Pararge aegeria (speckled wood butterfly)
Lineage: Eukaryota; Metazoa; Arthropoda; Insecta; Lepidoptera; Nymphalidae
Product: autophagy-related protein 13 homolog
Exons: 6
Coding region: 238-1476 (412 amino acids)
Biological process (GO): autophagosome assembly; piecemeal microautophagy of the nucleus; mitophagy
Cellular component (GO): Atg1/ULK1 kinase complex; cytosol; phagophore assembly site
Source: RefSeq, a predicted model, not a curated record